AUGCUUGCUAUCUCAGUCGCAACCGUAACUGUUGCCACGUACACCACUCCGAGCCUGGACAAGCCCUCGUGGACCCCACCGGUGAGUGCGUGGGCUGAAAAAAUGGAGCAGUGGGGGGCAGCAGAGGGUGGUUUGGGGCAUGACACAGGGUGGGUGUUCCCAGUGGUGUGGAUCAACCUCUACAUCAUGAUGGGCGUUGCUGCUUGGCUCGUGUGGCUGCAAGGAGGAUUCUCUCUGCAAGCUUUUCCGCUGGGCAUAUACCUGUUUCAGUUGCUGCUCAACUUCCUCUGGACGCCACUCUUCUUUGGCAUGCACAAGAUUGACUGGGCUUUGGCGGAGAUAGUGCUGCUGUGGCUGUCAGUGUUCAGCACCAUCGUUGUCUUCUGGCCUGUCAGCAAGCUCGCCUCCUUCCUCCUCUGGCCCUACAUCGUCUGGGCGUCCAUAGCCACGAGCCUCAACUGGUACAUCUUCCUGCACAACGCUCCCACCCCUGGUGCCGACGGCCUUGCCCAGCCCCUCCGCUCCUCCGACUGA
This is a messenger RNA of Closterium sp. Naga37s-1, 534 nucleotides long. Lineage: Eukaryota; Viridiplantae; Streptophyta; Zygnematophyceae; Desmidiales; Closteriaceae. The record is from the annotation of a GenBank genome assembly.